AUGAAGCUCACGACAUUCCUGCUCGCCGCGCAGGUCAUUGGCCUGGCGCAGGCCCUCCACUUCUACUUUGACUCGAGCGAGAAGAGGUGUUUCGUCGAGGAGCUCCCGAGUGACACGGUCGUUGAGGGAAAAUACGGAGCCCUCGUCUGGGACGACGGCAAGCAGAGCUGGGAGGCGGACCCGGGACUGCAGGUCCGCGUGAAUGUCGAGGACCUGUCGAGCGCGCAGGUCGUCGUCAACACCAAGGGACCGCACACGGGCACGUUCACCUUCUCCUCCCAUGAGGCUGCCGAUCACCAGAUCUGUCUCUCCACCGAGGGAGUUGGCAGCGGACACAAGCACGUCAAGAUGUACCUUGAUGUUAACGUUGGACCGUCGAAGCAUGACAAGGAGUCCGACCAGCGCCACAUCGGCACGCUCGCGGGCAAGCUGAACGAGCUGAACAAGAAGGUCGCCGACAUCCAGCGCGAGCAGCGAUACAUGCGCGAGGUGGAGGAGCAGUUCCGUGACCUGUCUGAGGCGACGAACGCGCGCGCCGUGUGGUACUGCAUUGCGCAGAUUGUCGUCCUCGUCGCUGCCGGAGUGUGGCAGAUGCGCCACCUCAAGGUGUACUUUGAGGACAAGAAGCUGAGGUAG
This is a messenger RNA of Trichosporon asahii var. asahii CBS 2479, 636 nucleotides long. RefSeq names its product ER to golgi family transport-related protein. The transcript is spliced from 4 exons. Gene Ontology annotation, cellular component: COPII-coated ER to Golgi transport vesicle; endoplasmic reticulum; endoplasmic reticulum-Golgi intermediate compartment. The record is from RefSeq and is a predicted model, not a curated record. Gene Ontology annotation, biological process: intracellular protein transport; endoplasmic reticulum to Golgi vesicle-mediated transport; Golgi organization. NCBI's taxonomy places the organism in Eukaryota, Fungi, Basidiomycota, Tremellomycetes, Trichosporonales, Trichosporonaceae. Bases 1 to 636 code for a protein of 211 amino acids.